AUUCAACAAAAGUCGCUGAUUUUCUGUAAGCUUCAUACUCUGCCUAGUAACAACCACAAUACAUUUUAUCAUUGGACUGAAUUGUUUCCUUGUCCAAUCAGUGCUGACCUGGGGAACUAAGCAGGUUAUGGCUUAGUUACAGGCAGUGUAGGAAGCAGAGUAAGAGAAUGGCUUGUUAUAUCUCUCUAGUGUUCCUUCUGGGCUUCCCUGCCGUGUAUUCUGGCAGUCACUCUUUGCACUACUAUAUAUCCAUGCUUUCAGCACCGGCCCAUGAAGUGCCCCAGUAUUCCAUUGUGGUAUAUGCCGACGGCUUACCAAUUGGGCGAUAUAACAGUGACUUACAUCGGGCUCAGUUUCUGAUUCCAUCUCUGAAUGUACUUACUGAGCACUUGGAGCUGCAGACUAAAUUUGCACAAAGGUGGCAGGUUUAUCAGGAACGCAAGAUGGCGUUUCUAAUGGGGUUCUUAAACAGGACAUCCGACAGGGGCACAAUCCAUAUCUACCAGAGGAAGUUUUCCUGUGAGUUGGAAGAAGACGGCACCAUUGGGGGAUAUCAGGAAUUUGCACUUGAUGGCAGGGAGGUUAUUACGUUCGAUAGAGAGAAUGAAGUGUUUGUGCCGGCGACACAAGAGGCCGUGACUAUGCUGCCGCGGUGGAAUCAGUAUCUCGGCAAUGCAAAAGGGAAUAAGAUGUACAUGGAAAAUGAAUGUAUUGAACAUAUAAAACUCUACCUCCCUUUAAUAAUGAUGGACUUAGAGAAGAAAGUGAAGCCCAAAGUGAAGGUUUCCAUCUCAGAAUCAGACAGCGGAGUUGAACUGCACUGCCGGGUGUAUGGGUUCUACCCCCGAGAUGUGGAAGUGAAGUGGAUAAAGAAUGGGAGAGAUGAGAUUCACUCAGAGGAGGCAGCACAGAUCCUGCCAAACCCUGAUGGCACCUAUCAGAUCAGAGUCAGUGUGGGGGUAACACCAGAGGGGGGCGCCACUUACUCCUGCCAUAUAGAUCACAGCAGCUUGGAGAAGGCACUGGUUGUGCCCUUUGAAGGAGAAACCAAAGGAUACGUUAUUUACAUUGUAAUUGGCGUUGUUGUGGCUGCUCUCCUUGCUCUUUGCCUGGGACUUUUUAUACAAAGAAAGAUGAAUGGAUUCAAAGGCAGCCGGCAGAGCGUAAGCACAGAUGAACAAGAUUAAACUCCAUAUCAGAGUCCAGGCAGAUUUUUCAACACCAAAUAAUGUGAAUAUUUUUUACCCUAUUGUCAAAAGUCUGUUACGUACAGUUGAUCUUUCUCGGGGAAGGCGCACACAGCCUAUGGGCGGAUAUGACUAUUCUGAAGUAUAAGCGAAUACCUCGGGAAGUGUAUCAUGAAAUGAGGGCAUUAUAAGUCUCAUCUAUUUCCAUAGAGGUUGGUUUGACUACUUUAACCCUUAUGGGAGAUGGGAGUCAGAAGGGCACUGCUGAAUAUGCUUUGGCCCAAGGCUAACUGGAAUAGGCCACACAGUGACCCUAUGUUUUACCUUUUUUCACCCAAACAGUAGACUAAGGAUUCAGUUCAAGGGCUUUACAGAUUAUUUACUUUUUGCCUGGUCUAAAUUGACAAGACUAUAAAUACAGUGAAAGCCCAUUGGGUAUAUUUAUCAAUAAGUGAAAUUAGAGCUCACUGCAGUCUGCUAGAGUGAAAUUCUACAUUUCUAUGGCAUUUUUAAAAACAUAUUUAUCACAGUGUAAACUUUCAUUUUUAUUGAUUAAUACGCUUUUAAAAAUCCCAUAGAAAUGAAUGGAGAGCGGCAGAACUUCACUCAGCAAAACUAGAAAACUCUGUGUUGGAACUGGAAUAGGAAACCGCCUGCUGGGGGUAUAGGUUAAAUGGGCUGCACCCCCAUGGAUUUACUAAGGAUUAUGAUCAGUAUCUUAUUGUGUAUUUGCUUUGCUAACAUUGAUUAGAGUUGGAAAUCAUAGAAGAAUGUGAACUUGUUUGCACUUUUAUAUUAUUCUACAGGUCCUAGGUAUUUACACUGCUUUGUGACUGUUACAUAUUUAUAUUUAUUUUUAUGAUGAUAUGAAGGUUGUAAUAAUGUUGUAAUACUGUUAAUAAUUGUAAUCUUAAAUGGGAAAAUAUUGUUGGUUAAAACCCUGCACUAUGUAUAUAUUUACCAUAAUGGUAACAAUUUCAGUCUUGGUGCCACCUCGAGUACGACUCAAUUUCGGUGGCCAUACAGGUUAAGAUCCGCCCACCUGGCAAGGUUGCCAAGUGAAUGGAUCUUCUCCCGAUAUCCCCACGUACGGGUGGGCGAUAUCGG
Xenopus tropicalis (tropical clawed frog) is the source of this 2294-nucleotide messenger RNA. It is a transcript of the gene mhc1-uba5, whose product is annotated as major histocompatibility complex, class 1, UB alpha chain, subfamily 5. Gene Ontology annotation, cellular component: plasma membrane. The transcript is spliced from 6 exons. The coding region runs from base 168 to 1187 and encodes 339 amino acids. Lineage: Eukaryota; Metazoa; Chordata; Amphibia; Anura; Pipidae. The record is from RefSeq and is a predicted model, not a curated record.